GAGUGCUUUGUCAGCACUCUUUGUCUGAAGUCUUGUCUCUCUGGUCUUGUUACCAAAAUAAAACAACUGAACACACAAAUCGUACUGUAGAGCCGACAUAACCUCUUAAAAUAAUGCGUCGUCUCUCGGGUGUGUGUGGCUGCUAAUGUUCAUUUAUGUCACAGGAAUUUCCAAAGUAAAGCGCCAAUGUUGCACAAGCUGUCUUAAGCGCUUCUUCGUCAGCACAGAUGGUUGCUUGAAUGUAAACACUGACCAGCAGGAGGGGACAGUAUCACUGAAAGAUUGAUAGUUAACUAUUAGUACGUUUAAUGAGCAUAAAAUAAAAUCAAUAAAAUAACCGCUUCACUGACACUGACGUAUAAAAUAAUAAGAAAAACUUUCGCCUGCAUCCGUGAGUACCUUUCCCCAAUUCUUUCACAGCAAAACACGCCUUUCGAUGACGUAAAAGUUGGAUAUUUGCGACCCACAAAGAGGCCUUGAAAAAAAUUGGAAUUGUACUUUUCCAUGAAAAAAUCAAAUAGAGGUCGCAUAUAAGCAAAACAAACCAGAAUUGACCUUCCGUGUGAACGGAGCCUCGAUUUGUUACAAUUCAAAGUUAAAUAGCAUAAAAGCCGUCCGGCAUACCCGUACACAUACACAAUAGCAGUCUCAGAGAAGCGACCGCCAAAUUGGAGUCAUGGUGUUGUUGUGCUAGGCUAUACAUUCCACGAUAGCUAAGGUUAGUAGCCAAACUUUGCCAAAUCGCUAUUAUUAGCUGCGAACAAACAACGUCUUGCAACGUGGGAGCAGGAAGAGGGCGGAGUAUACAGUACACACUGGAAAGUUAGCGCCUCACCGUGUACCUAAACAAAACGGACAGGACCCUUAAAUAUUGUUGAAAUGUUACACUUAUUCAACUAUUUCAUGUUAUACUGUGGCAGACACUAGAGGGCAUGCGUCUCACCCAUUCAGACUAUUGGGCGCGCAGGUUUUGGCGGGUUUGCUGCCUUGACAUUCAUUCCGUAGUUGGCGGUUGAGUUGCGGAAUAACGUCCUGCUUGAGACCAACACUCGUGUUUCUUUCAACUGCCACAUUGGUGACCCCCACGUGACCCAAUCCACCCGACAGCCAAUGGGUGACAGGCACGCCCUCUCGCAGAGGUCUGGCCUCGAGUCACGUGACUUGAACUCCAGUCACUAUUUUGAUGACUUGAACUGAAAAUAUAAUCAAAGACUUGGACUUUAACAUCAAUGACUUGAGACUUGACUCGGACGCCAGUCUGAUGACUUGAAUAUAUGUGAGACUUUCAGUGGGUGUGUUGAGUAAAAUGUUCCCCAUCCACAGUAUUCGACUAAGGUGAUCGUUGUGAUGUCAUUUCCAGCAAGACAACACAUUUUCCCUUUGAGCCAAGAAGAAGAGAACAAACAACGAGGGUGUGGAUGACUUUGCUGUGCACUCGCUAAAUCCUGAAUGCUGUGUCAGCACUCAUUGUCUGAAGUCUCGUCACACUGGUCCUAUUUAAAAAAAUCAAACAAUUCAAAAACAGCAUUCAUUGUGUUUGUCGAGUGUCAUAGAUUGUUAUGGUGGCGUUUUAUUGGGUUAACACGAAACAGUGCUUGUGACUUGGAAGGACUUGAAAAUGUCAAGCCUGUGACUUCAUGUCUCGGCAUGUCUUGUCCAGACUCGAGACCCCGACUUGGACUUGCACGAGACCUGGCUCGGGACUUGAGAUUAAAGACUUGAGACUUGCAAAACACGGAGGUUCUCCCACCUCCGCCUUCUAGUGUCCGCCACAAUAUUCACAGUAUCAGUCAUUGUGUGUUUGUGUAUUCCACAGUUUCUACCAAAGAAUAUCCCAAAUUCUUACUAAUUUCCAUGCAAACUGUCCAACUUAUCCAACCACUUUUUUCCUCAUGUCAGGAACUGGAACUGGCAGGAACGCGAUGACUACAUGAUUUUAGUCCUGGUAAUCCGUUGUUGUCGUACUGUGCAGUAAUCCGACCAGUCACUCUUGAACAGGAUCUUGCUGCAUUCUAUUGUCGAGUGAUGAGGUUUUGCAAAUAUUGUUUGAUUCUACGUACUUGAAUGUGCUUCCUUUUUUUUUUGCUUUAUACAAGCUUGUAUAUACUAUUUGAGCAGCUGGAUUUUUUGUGGUUUGCCCCUCAGGCAAGUGAUAAAGCUUUUCCUGUAUGGGAGGUCUAGAGAUCUGUGCAAAUGUUCUUCUUGAAGCUCAGGAGGAAACCCUCGCAAUUAAUUAGUAGAGACUCUAAAGUUGAAUCCCAAAUUACCAGGACAUGAACCACAGAUUCAGUAAUAGAACGCUUUAAAGCAUCCUAUGGGUCUGCAUCACGAACAGCGCAUGAGGACUAAUGAUAUUCCAUUAUCUUCUAAACCUGAGUGACGUGACACCUUGGCAGCUUGCUGGGGGGGCUGCACACCUAAUGUGUGUUUUGGAGCCAAGAAUCACAGAAGGUGCAGAUCUAGUCGUCUGCUUUAUGGUGAUGACUCACAUCUGGAUCCUUCUGUAUCGCGCCACGAACCAACGUGCAGUGUGGGGAUGACUAAAUAUCUCUUUUCAUGUGCCGCUGUUGACCUCGUUGUUGAGUCGCGACUAUGGGACGGCUCCCAAUGCUGACAUGCUCAGGGAGACACACCUACAGCUUGCCUAACAGUGUUAUGAGGAUUACACAAAGAAGUUUAAUUCCUCUGCAGUUACUGAGCUUGUCUUGACUCCCAUGACUCAUCGCUUCAAAGCGAAAGGUGAACGCUAACCUCGAAGGGUGAAGCAACAGCAGCUGCUGGAUUCAUUCACUCCUCAUCAAAAUUCGAAGACUAGUUCAGAAAUUGCAAUAAUUUACAUUUUGCACUGUUGGAUGUUAAAGGGAUAGGGAAAGGGAAAAAUGCCUCCUCAAAAAAAUGAGACCUCCCAAAUGACUCGGCUUUCUAUUUAUCCCUGCGCGCUGUCGCCUGUGCGUUCAUGUGUAUGCGAUGAAGACACUCGCACCUUCUUCCGCUGUGGAACACACGUAAACAAGAUGGCCGAGGCGCUCCGUCGCGGAAGCAGAUGGGCUCAAUCCUGGGCCCCCUGCUGUUCAAUCUGUACAUGCUUCCUUUGGGCCAGCUGCAACGUGUCCCACCACAACCACGCACACCACACGUCUACGUGCCGCUGACGGCCGGUGAACGCGGUCCUUUUUGACUUUGUCACUGCAUCAAACGGAUCAGUGUGUGGAUGCAAAACAACUUUCUUCAGCUAAACUCAGACAAAACUGAAGUCAUUGUGUUUGUGAGUGUUCUUAGCCACCUUGAGACUCUUUCUCUAAAACCUAAUCAUCAGGUUAGCAAUCUAAGGGUAAGAAUGGACUUGGAUCUGAACUUGAAAAGCCACAUUAAAUCAAUAACGUCACCAAAUCAAGGGACUAGUGUCUAAACCAUCUGUAGAGAGACUAAUCCACGCCGUUGUCCCCAGCAGGCUAGACUAGUGUAACACCUUCUCACCGGGCUCUCCAAACCAGCUGUAAACCAGCUGCAGUACAUCCAGAAUGCUGCUGCUCGAGUCCUGACUAGAACCAGGAAAUACGAGCACAUUAGUCCAGUACUCAGGUCUCUGCACUGGCUUCCUGUCACUCAGAGAAUAGACUUUAAAGCAGCUCUGCUUGUGUACAAGUCUUUUCAUGGUCUUGACCAAAGUACAUCCCUGACAUGUUGGAGCAACAUGAACCAUCUCGAGCUCUGAGAAGCUCAGAGUGGUCUCCUCGGGGGCCCAGAGUCAGGACUAAACACAAUGAGGCUGCGUUUCAGUUUUACGCUGCCAAAAUCUGGAACAGUCUUUUAGAAGAUGUGCGACAAUCCUCAGCUUUGGCAACGUUCAAAUCCAGGCUGGAAAGACUUCUAUUCAACUGUGCAUCUACGUGACAAUGCUAACUAUUUGAUCUGCACUCUUCAUUUUUUAUGAAUUUCUUUUUUUUUAACGGAAUGAUUGAUGGAAUUUUAUGUCAUGAUUUUAUGUUUUUGUGGAAUGAAUUCAUGAAGUGAUUUUACCCUUCCUUGCGUAUGAACGGUGCUGUAGAAAUAAACUUGCCUUGUCUUGCCGCUACGUUGCAGAAGAAAUGCAACCUUUCCAUACGGUUGAAAAUCAAGGUAAAAGUGAUUUUAAAUGGUCAUUUAUUACUUGCAUUUGUCAUUUAUAUGCAUUUCGAAUUGUUUUCUGUAAAAUGUAAAAUGAUCAAAAUAAGUCAUUUUAGGGUGUCUGGAACGGAUGACUUGGAUUUGCAUUAUUUCUUUUGGGAAAAAUUGAGAGGGUUAGCAUACGUUUCAGUUUGAGUCAGACCUUCUGGAAUGGAUUAAUGACGCUAACCAAGGUUUCAUUGUACUUUGAUAGACGUCACUGAGUACGCAUGUGCACCCAUGAAGAAUAGCUCAUAAAAAUGAAACAAAUGUUGAAAUGAAUAUGAUCUGUGCCUUCCUUUGUUGUUACCUUUCAGCGUACAGGUGGACGUUAACAUGAACGUAACACAAGUCAGAGGUUGCUGCUCCAAGCUCACACUGUCAAUGCACUGCCCCCCAUCUGCCACUGUGUUAUUUUCACAUUAACCCGCAAUGAUAAGCAGGUGGGAAUCCGAAAAAGGAGGGAUGAUGAGUCGGCUAAAAGGUCAGGGUCGUUGUUGGCUCGCCUCUGAAGUGGUUUCCCAGGAAAAGAGCCCCGGCGUGAUGCAUUUUGGCAGGGUGGCAGCUGGCCUUGGCCACUCAGUCCUGAUUCCUGGAAUAUAAAAAAGCUUGUUAAAGCUGGUUGUGAUUUGCAGGCCACCCGCACUCUCGUACAGUUUGAAUGGACCUAAGUGAGGGAACACGCGGCUUUUAUCCUCCACCGUUAUCGUUUACCUGUCAGACUUGACUUUUACGUGAUUAUUUAUGACGGUCUACAGUUUGACUCCUUUUAGCCUUUUUCCUGCUCUCCGUUUGGCUCCAGCAGGUGUGCGUGUGUAGUCAGCCGAGGAGAUGUGCUGGCUAGCCAACAAAGGCUCAGGCACAAAAAUGGAUCAGGAAAUUCUGGUUCCACUUUAUACGUGGUCCCUCCCCUCACAUGUCUGCAAAAACCACAAACCAACCCCCUGAUCCACCCACAGCAACAGGAAAAGGUGUUGACAACUUACUGCCAUUUGUUGUCACGGCCCGUUGCGAAGGAGGACCUUUGGUCUCAGUACUCCUCAAUUAGUGCUGGGAUUUCACCCAAAACACACCUUUUUUUUUGGCUGUUCAGCAGACAAACUUGACCCAAGUGAUGGUUACUGGAUAGGACUGUCGGCAAUGUGGACCCUCCAGUUGAUUCUUCUUUCCUGCCAUAUGAGGUCACCCUCUUUGUGUAAAUUGUUCAUUCACACACACACACACACACACACACCGUCACAGAGACAUGCAGGUCCCCAUCCCGUAGGGCCAGAGGAAGGAGAGCAAGCAGAGGAAGUGUGAGGGUCCAAUGUUAAACUUCGGAUGGGGGGACGUGGGAUCAAGUUGCAGGGCUCCAGCCAGAACCCCAUCGUGAGGACGGCUCGAUCCGCCUCACUCAAUGGACUUCAUGUCAGGGUCCUGUUUGUGUUGGUCCACUGCUGGACCGAGUCUUCAUUCCUGUUCACUUAGCGACCUUGCUGGGAACGUAGAGCGACUGGCAAAUUGAGAGCUUUGCCUUUCGGCUGAGCUCCCUCUUCACCACGACGGGUUGAUGAGUCCACAUGACCACCAAUCCGCCUGUCCAUCUCGCAUUCCAUCCUUCCCUCGCUUGUGAACGAGACUUCAAGGAUUUUCCCAUCUCGUUAAAAUCAUGUUUAAAAAAGAGCUAUUAAUGAAUGAAUUGCUAAUUCAUUUCCUACCACGUUGAUGAAGGACAUUUAGUCACAUGCCCAUCCGUCUUCGUCAGCACUGGGCUCAGACCUUGAAGGGAAUUUUUAUCCACACCCCCACAUAUUUUAAGUCCAUUUCUGUACAAUUGAAUGAUCAUUCUAAUUAAAAAUAGUUUCUUUUGAGUUACUAUAAUUGCACUUUAAUGAUAGACACACUAAGCACAAAUAGAACAAUGCGUUAGAUGGGUUUUUUCUUCCGAGGGGACCUUUAAUUAGGACUUCGAGACGGUUUUGGAAAGCCAUACUUAGCAUGUGAUGUUUGCCACUAUUGUGCGAAAAAAGGAGAAGGGAAGCUGUCUAACCUGAAACGUCUUCAAAGACAUUGUGCUGCUGUUGGUGUUUGUGGCCACGCAGCUAUUUUCAUAGUGGUGUUUGUGGAAAUGUUACAAUGGAGUACUUGCAGGAGGGCAUUGGACUCACAUUCCUUCAAUCCGACCUGCCGGACUUUUCACAUUUUUGUUUUAAAACCUUUAACAUCAAAGCUGUGGCCGCCAAUAGGCAAUAUUUUCCAAUGAGCAUAAGUCUUAAACUAUCAAAAUGCUUUCUAGGGAUACGCCGGUCAUUACGGUAAUCAUAGGGCUGCUGUGACAGCAAAGUGGGUGGGAGUAUGAGUGCAGGGCAGGCAGGCAGACUCGCAGGCAAUUAAGCUUUCUGUGACCACUUCUGCAGAAAAGACAUUGUGGUGUUUGCCUUCACAUUUCAUUUGCCUCAUUUUUGCUGUGUUUUGCGUGAUUGCCAAACAUGUCAAGGAGGUCGUGUGGGAGGUAAGUGGGGGGAAUAGUCGGUGUUCUGCUGUUCACAGCGGUAUUCCUCGUCGUACGGUGGCCUAGUGGUUAGCAUGUUGGCCACACAGUCAGGAGAUCUGGAAGUUGUCGCGUGGAGACCAAAGUCAUCAAAACUGCUACGUGACUCUGGUCCGACAUUUACUGUGGAAAGCUUUUAUCUUUUUGUCACAAAUUUUAUGAUAUUUCCUUCUGAGGCUACAUUCAUUCUGCUGCCGGAGUACAAAAUUACAAAUUCCAGGGGAAAACCUCCCAAACUCUGCCAGACUCCAUCAGUCCACUCCUCAGUCAACACUACAAGCACCGUUACUGCUCGGCCACCAAAAUAGCCUUCAGCCUGCAUGCUCUUCGAGCUACCAGGUCAGCAGCAGGCAGGGCUGAGAUGAAUGCAAGCCUUUUCUCUGUCGAGUGACCAGGGUCCCGCUGUGUCUGCUUGUGGUGGUGUCGGCCCGUACAACCACAGACAAAGUGCUUCUAGUGAAGAGAUGUAUCUGACGACUAGAGCGAGUGCCAAGUUAGAUGGUUGUCUGUGACAGCACAGCACAGCGUUGAUGACAGACUGACUCUGGACGUUACCUUUGAUUCCGGAGAAGGAGAGCAGGCAACUGCUGAAAGGUCCUUAAAGUAGGAAGUAGCGUAGGAGACUGUGGUAGAAGGACACUAUGUGUUUUGCAGUCUGAGGGAGAUUUCCUCUAAGCUCAAUACGCUUAGCCCCUUCUGUAAUUAUGUGCCAAAAAUAUUUUUCGGAGGAAGAAUGUAUAAAUAAUGUUUGCAAAACCACCCCCUUUCGGAGGCUUUGGGGAGAUAUUUUGGAUAUGUCACCAAGUUCACACAGCGCCUGUAAAGGAUGAUGCAGGUUUCCUUCUUCUGACUCAAAAGAAAUGGGAAGCAUUGCAUUUAUUCAACAACGAGUGCACAGCAGAUCCCAGCAAAAGGUGGAACCGGCGAGUGAUUGAGGCGUCCAUAAAGAUUAGUAGUGGUAAACAAGUCAAGUAGGAGUUUUGACACACAGCAGGGCUUGUUCAUGGGCUUUGACUUAAGUAGGAUUGUUUUUCAUUUUCAAGGUGUUGAAAAUGAGUAUCAUUAGUAAUGACAGAAGGAUUUGCAUGAAUUAUACUGCACAUUCAGGUGCGACGCAUGUGCUCAUGAAAGAGUCACUUGUGCCGGGCGGGCCCUGAUUAACUCUUGUUUUGUGCUCAGUAGUUGCACAGAGCGCUCACGCUAGCCGAGUGAGCUUUAGCUGUCAAGCAUUCACAAGCUCAACAUGAACUCAUUCAAUAGCAAAGACGUAUUUAAACGCCCCAUCCCAACAACGUAUUUAUACGUUUUUACGUUUUCUUGUGUGAGAGGCAAAAAGAGGUGAUGACGCCACUCUCCACUAAUGCAUGUCACUUUCAGAGCAAUUUUAAGGCGUAAAAACGGCCACAAGGUGGCAGAAGUUCAUUUGAUGAGCGCUCGGCAAGGAUCAUGUGAGUGGAAGCAUCACGCAUGACAGCAAGGAGGAAGUGCGAGAGCGUGGAGGAGUGUAGCGUGCAGAAGCUUACACAUUGUUGGGAAAUUUUAACGCAUGCGUGCGUGCACACACAGAGUAGAGUUCCAAAUGUGAAAACUGUGAACUGUUCAUGGUGUUAUAUUUGUAAAUAAGUUGUUAUUUUGAUGUCUUUUUGUGUUGUUUAUGUUGGUUUAGUUGUUUACAUAUCUGAGCUGCCACAAAAGCAAACAAUAUUUGUGCCAAAGUGAAAGUUAUGCUUGAAAUGUAUCCUUUCACAAAGAGCUGCUUUUCUCCCCUUUUUGGUCAGGAACUGAUAUUUUCCUCAACCUUACAUAUGUUCUACUGCUGGUUACUAAAGAACAGAAAAAGGUAGAAACAAACUUUUUUUCCUGAUGAAAGAUGAGAGUCUAAUCUUUACUUUGGUAGGUUUCAUGAAACAAAAUAUCGUGUGUGCCUUGAAAGAUCAGUCAAAAUGGUUUCAAAUGGCCACUACUGAAGGGCUUGUCUCUUGAAAAAUGUCUAGGAGAGUGAAUGAGUGAAUUUCCUUGUGUGACGGCGCCCUAGAGCUUGCUGGUACCACAGAAGUCAGGGUAAUUCCACACCGUCUUGGUUGCGUCUCGGUUUCUUAACAUAUGAAGAGACUACUGUAGAUGCAUACAGCAUGUAGUGUAAACCAAUGCAUGGCUGCAAUCAGCACUUAUUGCACAAAAUGAAGUUGGAGCACAUAAGUCACUGGACGUCAUUGCGCAAUCUUAAAAAAAAACAAACUGUGAUGUUUAAAGGCAAAGCACAGAUGAGGAAAAGAAGUUUUACCACUCGCUGUUUUCCUAAACCUCCUUUUCUGGUGACCUAAAACAUAGUUUAGGGUGGAUGAAAGGCCGAAACGCAUAGAAAAAUAUAUGUUUUAAAAAUACCUGUGCUCGUGUGGACAUGGCUGCAAACUUUUUACUGUACCCAAAACGAACUAUAACUCCAAAACCUUGCUGGGACUGAGCCAUGUCCGCUCGCAACCCUUUGUUUUUCACUCCCGAUCACACGCGUACACACACUGGAGCGGUGAGAGUGGCGUUCCAAAGGGCAGAAGUGUUUACCUGCCCACUUCAGUGGAUUCCUCAGCCUGCUGGCUCAGACGCUGAGGUAGAGGCUGCGGUGCCUGCAUGUCUGCUGUCUGCACCGAGACAUUCUUAGUCUGAUAUCACUGCUGCAUGUUCAACAAAGAUGUUGACAGGCCAUAUUGAAGCAGGCUAACAGUGCAAAAGUUGCAUCAUGAAAUUCCCUGUGGUCAGCGGGUCGGGGGUCUUGAAGUGCUGAGCGUUGCGGGAGACAACAGGUGUGAGCUUCUGCAUCUUUGCACGAUCCCUGUAUCGCAUGUGUUCAUGCGUUGGAGUCAGUACCUCCAUGUUGCGCUCCUAAAUUGCAUAAGUGCGUAGCUCUUUUUACAAACAUCACUGAUGGAAUGCUCCACAGUAAACACACAUCAGGCAGCGCCAGCAUUACUGAACGCGGUAUUGAACAGGCGGGUAGAAGUUGCGAAAAUAUCAUUUGAGAUCUUCUAAUCAGUGCAUUUCCAAUAUUUCAGAUGGUACAGCAAUCACUCGUGAUUAAAGCAGGAUUCUUUAUUUAUAAAUGGAACAUUUUCAUAGUUAUGACAUAGAAAACCUGGUUGCAACCUUCUACAUGUUUUUAAUAUGAAUCGAACCCGUACAUUCCGAACCACAAUAUUUCAUUUGUUUCUGCAAGAUUAAAAGCAAAAAGAUGGACAGGAACGCUAUGAUGAAGUAAUGAUACCAUAAAAUGGGCCAGAAGGAAUACGGUCAUCCCUCGUUUAUCGUGGUUAUUGGUCCACGGAGAAGGAUUCCUUAUUUAGAAAUCAAAUAUUUCCAUAGUUAUAGCAGAGAAAACCUGUUUACGACCUUCUAGAUACAUGUUUUAACAUUAUUACAGCCCUCUAGACGUGAAAUAACAUAACAUAACAUAACAAAAAUUAAGUGACUCGCGUAUUUCACUCCUCUGAUUGUGCCUCGUCCUGGGAGCCGUUCAGCUGUAGCGUUUUUGUAUCCUUGUUAAAACAUUUUGCUCCUGCCGUCGUCCUCCUCCUUCAAUCAAAGAUUCAUUAAGAUGGUUAGCUUCUUCUUCUUCUAUUGUUUAUUGGUGGUUAGCAAGAAGCUCACACAGUUAGUUAGUUUGCUAGCGGCCACUGACCACACCAGGAAACGGCACAAAGGAGAUUGAUUGGCAAUGGCCUACAGCCAAUUAGGACACAGAACCACACUGUGUGUAUGCUAGCGGUCCCGCCUCCACCCACCGAGACAAACAGACUGUAUGACUGACAGAAGGGCUCACUCCGUUCAUGCCGCUGUUCUGUGGGACAAACCAAUGCAUGGAGAGAGUGACCUGUGUUCAUGCGCGCGUGUGCGUGCGCGCGUGUGCGUGUGUCUAUGAUAGGGAGACUGAAGCGACUUCAAAGCGGCGUGGCAGCACGGCCUGUUUACUCGGCUCAGUGGAGUCUGCAUUCCUCUGUCUCACUUUUCCAUGGCAUUCCAUGAGGAGCUACACGCUCUUGGCCUAGCGCCCGCACCACGGCAACGCUCACCCCCGCCGACCCCUCCGCCCCUCCCCGUAUUGAACAUACAUUACUGGGCGCUCUGCUCAGACACCGGACCCAGCUGGGACCGGUGCAGCAUCCGACAUCCAGAACCUCGUGAGAUGUGCAGCGGUUUGUCGUGAGGAGUUUUCUGCACAUUUCCGACCAUAAAUCAGGUUUCCACAUCGGCAGCGGUGAAGGAAAGAGUUGUGUAGCCAAUUACAAGGUGUUAUCUGAGUAGCAGGGGCGACAUGAGAGAUGCUGUUUUGCUGCUGUUGACGGGCGAGUUGCUAAGGAGUUGCUAAGUGACCACACGAACGCUGGAGAAGAUCACCAAUAACGUGCGGAAGCCUUUCAUUUAUUUGUCAUGUUGACUUUCCCUCAAAGGCCGCCUCUUUCUGACAUUGCUGGAAAGGAGGAGUGGAAUCCUUCCGUGUUCCGUCACAUAAUGUUAGGGAAUGACGUGCAGGGUCAAAAUGGAACGGUUUUUGGUUUUGUUUUGCCGUUUGGCAUCUGAGCCUCUUCUUCCACCUCCGCAUUGUGGACUUUCUACUGUAAUUUAGUAGACCGGUUUUCAUGUCUUAGUCGGUGGCGGAUGCUGUCGUCCUGUGAGAGUAUUGACAAGGAUGUGAUACAGAGCCUUCAAAGUAUUUAUCACUCACGUCCGCCACACCGUGGGGCCUCCGCAGGUCAAAUAAAUGUUUUACAGUCGUAGCAGCACUGCCCUCAUCCAUGCCACAGCACAGUCACGCCCUUAUCUUUCUCCAAGGUCCCGCACCAGGUGCUGCGGGUAAAACAUUUGCUCUCUAACAGCUCCAGCAUCAGGUUACAAAUGUUUACAUAAGCUUUGCUUCAUUGCCUACCAUAUAAAUACAGUGGCCCCCCCUUCCUGAUUUCUUUUUUUUGUGCAUGUUUGUCACACUUAAAUGUUUGAGGUCAUGAAACAACUUUAAAUAUUCGUCAAUGACAACACAACUCAACACAAAGUGCAGUUUUGAAAUGAAACUUUUUGUUAUUUCAGGGGGAAAAAAAUCCAAACUUCGAUGUCCCAGUGUGGAAAAGUCAUUGAGAUCAAUCAGUGUGGAAAAGGUUAUGAAGCCAUUUCUAAAGCUUUGGGACUCCAGCCAACCACAGUGAGAGCCAUUAUCCACAAAUAGCGGUGAACCUUCCCACUGGUCGUUCAUUAUUUAGUGAAAUGUUUUCUUGUCUCUUGUGUACUUACAUUCGCACUUCAACUAAAGCAAAAUUUAGUUUUUUUUCUGAUUAAUCAAAAAAAGUGUCAGUAGAAUACUCGAUUACUAAAAUAUUGCAUACUGCAGCGCUACAGGCUACGCUAGUCCAUGCCUGCGUGUUUGAUCACUUCCUCGUCAAACAUGCUGCUGCUCAACUUUGCUUGCGUCUUUCUUGACACAUGUUGCCUAGCUGUCUAGCUAGCUACCUAGCUAGCUAGAAUUAUCCGCCUCACUUCUCGUCUUCGGACUCCAAAUGACAAGCAAUGUGGUUAUUUUGUUUUGAGUGGUGGGGGGGGGUGUAUAUAAUAAAAGUCAUAAUAUUCUGACGAGCUCCACAUAUCGCUGAUAUGUGGAAAGCUUGACUUCUCUCUGUGAGGUUUUGGAAAGCGAGAGAGGUGGUGGCCGGUGGCCGGCCGGAGGAAGCCUGGAGGACGUGUGGAUGUGGCCCCCAUGUCCACGGGGAAGAGGGAUCACUGCAAUACUAACAAACUGCUGGGGUGCCGAGCCACUGACCUGUUGUGACAGGGAAGUGUUGUGUUUGUGUUUCACUCGGGGCUUUGAAACGUACGCCUUAGCGCCAGCCUGAGGCUGAUGGAGCGCUUUUAGAUGUGGGGGGGGUUUCUGUGUGUCUAGCGUGCAUUUAAAGUUAGCUCAAACUAGGCAGGAAGCUGGUUGUGUUUUCCAUUUCUUCUUAAUUCUCCAAAGAAAUCAUACAUCUUAUUAGUUGUUUCAUUUUGUUUAUGUAGUUUGCUUCAUUGUAUCUUUUUUCUAUAUUUGGGGCCCGAGCACCAAGCGGUGGAAGGGUCCUAUAGAAACUGCUAUGUUUGGUAUUAUUAUUACUACGCAACUUUACUUCCCUUUAGAGAGCCUUUCAGACAGCCUUAACAUGCAUGAAACCCACCGAAAUGUGCAAGCAUGUCAGGUGUGGUGAGAAAAUGAGAUAUUUCAGGGGUCCCAAACACAAACUCCCAAAAUUCACUCAGUAGCACCCCCUUAAGUAAAAAAACCAUUAGCCCCUGCCACCAGUUCCAUGGAUUGUCGUGACGUCAAUCAUGACAGGACGCACAAAAAACAGUGAAACAACAAAGAAUGAAAAAUGAAUGUAAAAUAAGACACGCAAGAACAAUGCCUAAUGCCCCUAAGACGGGGGUGUCCAAAGUGUGGCUCAGGGGCCAUUUGUGGCCCGUGACUGUUUUUUUAUUGGCUCGCGGCACAAUCUAAAAAUAUAAUUUAACAAGAAAACGUUUAAAAAAAAAAAAAGCAAAAAAUUGAAAAAUCUGCAAUAAUUUUACAAAAAUAAAGUGAAUAUAUAUAUUUUUAAUAAUGUGUCCUCUAACAAGAAAAAGAAUGUUAGGAUGAAAAAAAAUGUUCAUUUUAGUGGCAUGAAGAUGGAAUAUGAAAGGAAAACAACGUGGUAGUUUUAGAGAAACAACACAAAGUCAAGUUAUCCUUUUUGGGAAAUUAGGGUUGCUGAAAAAGCUCUGAUAUUUUGGAACGAAGUCAUGUAAGAAUAGAACAUUUGCUAGAAACAAGUUGAAAUAGCUGGAAAAUUAAAAAAAAACAGCAGAAAUGGAAAAAACAGCUGUAAUUUUAUGAGAAUAAAUUGAAAACGUCAAGACGAAGAAGUGGUAGUCUUCUAAGGAAAGAAGCUAACUCAGGAGGAGUUAGAAAGAAAACCUUCUUUCAGGAGCGUAGAGUUGAAUAAUGAAGGGGAAAAAAUGUUCUUUUUAUCAAGUCAUAAUAUAAAUACCAACCAAAAUAAAGUUGUAAUUUUUAGCAAACCGCUAACUGUUUGUGUUUGGUUCGUGUUGGUUUGGUCCGUCUAGGCCGGGGGUCUGCAACCCGCAGCCCCAGACCCGCAUGCGUCUCUCUUAUGCUUCUGCCGUGGCUCCAGCUGGUUUACGCUUCUGUGGUCACUACGCCGUCUCUUCUGACGCCGUCACGAACCUUUCAAAGUUCCGCGUCGGGAGCUGAGCGCUUGCCGUGCAGGUGUCUGCCGAAGUGCGAGGGGUGGUGUUUUCUGGGGAGUCAACUCGGAGAGAAACUGUGACGCUGGCCAACCGUUUAGCUCGUUAGCUGCCUUUCGGAAAUGAACAAUAGGAACUAAAGCGACAUGGAGCGUGGCACCACAGCUGAAACUAACGGAUGAGUUGCAACAUUCCUAUUGCGAAAUCGGUGGAGAAGGCUGAAGAAACAUGACGGAUUACCGGAUGGCAACAGGCGUGGCUCGUCACUCCGCCCGGCGGAACAGGCAGACAGAAAAGGAAGAGUUAAGGAAAUGACUUUAUGUAGCAUGACUGGACAAAUACUGCAGGUUUUGUGGCUCCGAGUGGGUUUUCAUUUGGUGGAAACAGGCCCAAAUGGCUCUUUUGACGCUGAAGGUUUGCGACCCCUGGUCUAGGACCCAACCGAUUACUCACAACAACGGACAGGCGAGAGCGCGGAGUGACACAAACGCAGAGGAAAUAACGCUGAGCGACUGGGAGGUCUGACUUGGUUUAGCGAUGCACAAGUGUGACUCUUUUGAACGCGUGUUGCUUUGAGAAGCCAAACUCUUUACGAAAGAGACCCCAGCAACGAACCGGAAUUAUGAAUUAUGUUCCUCCUCACCGCCAUCCGACCAGAACUCUGCUCACGGAACAAACGGUAGAUGCACUACGCUGCUGAUGUAUCACCCUCUGUCUCUGUGCAACACGAGUGAAGAUGAACGACCAGAGAGCGACUUCAUCACCAUUGUCAAGCUGGAGCAGAGCGCACUGCCUUGUCCACCGCUGCUGGAUAAGGCUCACAUGGCGCUGGACAAGGGAGCUCAGGCUGUUAUUUUCGAUGUCAGCGAUGACGCCAAUGCGGCCGCUGAGCUGAAGGAUGCGGGCGCUGAGGGAAACUCCCUUCCCCGCCCAGUUGUGCUGGUGUACGCUGAGGAUGCGGAGGAGUUGAUGGGUCUGGUCAACAAGAACGAGGAGGCUGAAGUUCGUAUUGAGAUCCUGGUGGAGCAGCCCAAAUGGCGACAUUAUGACGUGGGCAUCCUCCUCACCAUUGUCUUGGCUAUUUUGAUCAUCAUCCUCAUCUUUGCUUUCCGCUACAAGUGCAAAUCCAACAGAACUUGGGACACCGUCCAUCAGCAGACCAUGCACGCCAUUAGUCGCUUAGAAACCAAAACCUACAUCUCCCAGGGCUGCUCAGGCACGCAGCGCUCCCACGGCAGCAGUUCCAACUCCAGCCCCGUCUGUGCCAUCUGCCUGGAGGAAUUCCAGGACGGCCAGCAUCUGAGGAUCAUCUCCUGCGCUCACGAGUUUCAUAAAGAUUGUGUGGAUCCUUGGCUGCUGCAGCACCGUACCUGUCCUCUGUGCAUGCACAACAUCAUGGGUGAGGAUAAGCCCAUUUGCAGGACAGGGAGGCAGCCCCACAGGAACAGACUUCAAUCCAGUCUAGAACGAAGUUUCCUUCAUCCCCAGCCUUACAGCAGCCCCCGAAACCACCCGUUCCCCCAGCACGCCAUCCCUUUCUCCAUGAGGCCGCACUAUCCUCGCGGACCUUCAGGCUCCUACCCCCCAGUAGCUCACUACAAUGCGUCUUCUCCCAUGGACAGCCAGACGCUGCGUCUGCUCACCAGCAGACCUUUGGGUGCCCCUUGUGAGUACCACCUACCCACAGAGGGUCCCAGGAGGACCCACAGGACUGGCGGAAACUGUAGGACUUCAACCCACCACUACACCCCCCGCCGGUCCUGCCCAAACUAUCGCUCUUCCUGCCCAGCUCAGCGUAGCGCAUCCGUCUCCAGAGUGCACCACACCGCCUCAGCCGCCCCACAGCCCCGUAGAGUGGCCGGCCACGGCCGACCGGACGAGGGCAGCUGCUCCGGCGGCAGCUACCACACGGACCGCAGCGGAUAUUUAGCUGACGGCCCGGCGAGCGACUCCAGCUCGGGGCCGUGCCACGGCUCCUCCAGCGACUCGGUUCUCAAUUGUACUGAUGUGUCCAUGCAGGGAGUGUACGGCAGCUGGUCCACUUUCCGUAGCUCGCUGAGUAGUGACUACGACCCGUUUGUGUAUUAUGGGUUAGGCUCUGGGCGAGCCCCGCGCAGAAGCAGCCUGGAGAUGGAUGCCCAGGCCCGGCCCAGGUCUCUGGAUUUGGUGGUGAAUAAGGCGGGCUGCCCCGAGGAGCAGCCACAGACUGUGUUUAGCCACAUCCACUACCACCGCCACAGACACCACCACUAUGAGGAAGGGGAGCCCAGCCAGGGCCCAAGCAGAGGCUCAGAAGAGGAGCAAGGGGCCACAGCAGCAAUAGCUGCGCCUCCUGCACAUCUCUUGGACAAAGACUCAUCUGUUUGCCCUCCUCAGCCCAGUCACUGCCAGUGCACAAAUCCUGACUGUACCAGUGUGCCCAGCUGUGGGACAGAGGGUCGGGAUAUGGACCCGAGCAGCGCUUCAGGGCCCUCUGUGCUGGUGUCCCCUAUCCCCAUACAGAUACAAACCCACUGCUGCCACCAGGGACGCACUACCGCAGCCCUCGGACGGGGCUGUGUCCGAGACCCGCUCUCCGUUCACUUCCACCAGAGCUUGGACCUUCAGGAUGAUCGGAGCAGCUGCAUCCACUAUGGCCAGGGCUCAGGGUUCUGCCGCUCUCCCCCUGAGCGGCACCCCGCCCCCCUUCCUGUACCUCUCAUUCUGGACUCGGGAGGUAUAGACGACUGGCCUUGCUGCGCCGGAUCCCACCUUGUUUGGCAAAAACGUGUGCAGGAGGCGCACUCGGAGCCUCAACUUCUAGGCACCAGGACCUCCAUUGAGUGGCCCCCUUGCAGGCUUCACCGGGGACUUGCUGCAGACCGCAACACAGACAUUUGUUUGUGUUGCCAAAACAUAUACCACCAUCAGGGAUCUGAGGAGGAGUCUGGAGUGUGACAACUUGGUUCCACAAUACACUAGAACCCGUUUAAGUCGACUACCCGUCUAUGUGCACCAACUCAAGGCCCGGUCCACCGUGUUCUUCUUAUGACUAAAACAUGCCUACCUGGUCAGUUUAUGUCGGGGGUCCCAGACUCAGUUUAACAGGCGACGGAUGGACUGGGUGAGGCAACUCGUACUCCCAGUGGGGGAUAAAGAACAACAACUAUGUGAACGCUAAACUUCAGCAUACAGUGGAACCUCGGUUAGCGGCAUUAACCUGUUCAAGAAGGUCUGACUCGAACCGAAACACACUCGACCCGAAUCCAUUUUUCCCAUAAGAAAUCAUGGAAAUCCAAUGAAUCCAUUCCUGACAACCAAAAUCGUUCACCCAAAACGUGUUUUCUUGGUUUUACAAUGAUAGUUUUCCAUGCUGACAACAAUUCAAAAUGCAAAUGAAUGAUGAAUGAAAGGAUAAAUGAAGACGGGAUUGUUGCCAAAGACAACGUGGCAGCGAGAUCAAUGCCGACACCACCUUCCUGUUUUGCCUUGAGUUAUUUCUUUAAUUCAAUGGAGUUUCUCACCUCGAACCUCUGCUUUUAUUUUGAUCACAGCUGCAAAAUAACCCAAAAUGGAGCCAAAGAAAGUUGCAAGUGGCAGCAUUUUGAUAAAGAGGGUGAGAAGCGCCAUCCAAUUCAAGAAAUAACGUGAAAGUGGUGUCUGUCUUGAUCUCACCGCCGCAUGGUGUCUUUGGCAACAAUCACAUCUUCAAUGAAGAAUAUUCAUUUAUCCCUUCCCUGCCUUUCUGUAUGUCAACUAUUCAUUGUACAUCUAUAAAAACAUGUUUGGGAGAUUUGUGGCGUAACUGUUAGUUAGCAAAGAACGACAGAUGACAUCAUAGACGGGCGACGGAGCCGACUUCCGGUUCCUGUUUUCAUGUAUUAGCUAGCUAAUAGGCUGCUAACAAGGAUGUUUUGUGCUAAAAAUACAUUAAGAACACAGUUGGACUCAAGCAGUGUAUUCAUAACAUGACAAGACACCUGCCAUAUUGUACACUAAACGGAAAAUACACGCAAACCGAGGCAAAAAUUUGGCGUAAAUUAUUGAUGUUAAGCAAAAAAACAUGUUAACCGGGGCGUACGCUAACCGAGGUUCCACUGUAUUUACAAAACAAGUACCGCAAGGCAGUGUAUAAAAAAACAUUACGGCUGCAACUAACAGUUAUUUAUUUUGGUCAAUUAAUCUGAAGCUUGUGGUUUUGAUUUAUUGCGUAAUGGCGUAAAUACAAACAGUUGGUGCUUUGGUCCGCAACAUAUCAGAAAAAAUAGACAAAAAUGUUGAUCACUGUUUUCCAAAUUUGAAGCUGAUGUGUGCGGAUUUUUCUUGUUUUGCCUAAAACACAAAAAUAAUAGUCUGCUUUCAUGGAUGACUGAGGAAAUUAAUAAAUAUUCACAUUUGAGAGGUUGAUUUUUAAAUUAAAAAAAGAUGACUUGAACGCCAAAAUGGUUGUCGAUUCGUUGGAGGCAGUCGUCCCUCGUUUAUGGCAGUUCCAGACCCGACCGCAGUAAGCAGUAAAACUUCCGCAAAGAAGGAUUGAAUAUUAAUAAAUGGAAUAGUUUUGUAGUUACGGCACAGAAAAGCUGUUCACCAUCCUCUAAAUACGUUUUUUAACAUGAUUAGAGCCCUCUAGACAGGAAAUAACACACAUUUCUAUUGACCAACAUCGGAGAUAUACGUACAGUAAGCAGAGAAAAUGGGACAUAUUAGACAGAAAUAAGAUAACAUAGACUCACACCUUUGCAGUUCCUUAUUUUUUUUCUGGACAUUGUACUUCCAGUGUACUUCCGCCAUUCCAAUACAACAAUGUACUGCAAUGGUGGCUUUAAAUGGCUUUCCAGUCUAAUUACCCGAUGUUGUAGACACAAUAAACCACUUAAGUCCUGCUCAAGCAGUGUCACAGUAAAUGUGUUCUCUACGGAACGUUAGCGACAGUCUAGUGCCCGUCUCACCGAGCAAUGACUGACACCUUGUGGCCGAUGUAGAAUACUGCAUCCUUGUAUUUAUAUUUACUUCAUUCAUUUGGACAUCAUAUGCUUGAAAAUACUUGAUUUAGGCCAAGAGUAAGUACAAUUUGCUUAAAUGUGCUUUUUUUUUUUACUAAUAGGCCAUUUUGGAAAACCUUGGUAGAGUGAGGGAGCGAUGUUCGAACCGCGAUGUUGCGAGGGAUGACUGUAAUCAAUGAGUUAUGAAUUCAUCGAUUAACUGUUGCAGCUCCAAUACAUAUACACGAAAAAACAUCAACAAACCGCCGCAGGUUGACAAAUGUUUUAUUUUCAGCCGUUGUCCCGUGUCUCUGGCCAAGUCCCAAGGAGAUGUGCAAGCAGGGGAUAGUUUCGGAUUUGGUUUCGAUCAUGUCGACAGCCGCUAAUGUCGACGGCGGGCGUCGACAUAAACGGGUUCCACCGCAUCACGCUGCUACUCGGGAGCCAGAAUGGACAGUCCUCCUCGUCGCUCUCCUCUGCUGCCACUCAUGCCCGAGGAUUCUUGACCCCAGCUCCUCCCUCUGCAGUGUUUGAUUCCAAAUAACUCAUGGCGAAAAGUGUGGAUGAGUUCCGAAAUAAUGAACAGAUAUUCCGUGUUUGGGAUGAUGGUGGUGAUGAUCAGGAGCUGCUGAGGGAACACACGACAGGGGGUUGAAAGCGUGUGUCGCCCUUGAUCCGUCAUGCCGUGCGUGCCUUCCUGUCUUCCACAAGAACGUGAGCGCUCACUGUGGUACCUCCCUCGCAAUCUUCCUCAGUCUUCAUCUUGUCACUCUUAGCCUACCUCAGCUCCCGUUUUGUCUUGCCUGACGCACAGGGUCUUUCAAGGUACUGCUGUAGUUUUUCACGCCACAUCCACGUAGCCGCCCGAGCCUAAAAGGUGAUGAGUCCUGUCAGAGGAAAGGUGGAUGGUGGGCCUAUCAGACAGUGAAUGUUCUCUGAAGUGGCCUCCUUUUCAGUACUUCAAUAAUGGCAGCUCUUUUCAUCAUGCACCGUUUUCUUCCUUUUUUUUUAAAUGACUGAAUUGUGUUGCCAUUUAUGCAUCUUGAUGCCAUUUUUCUUUGCUUUAGCGGGAUGAUGACAUUUUCUGCUCGUUAUUUUUCUUACUUUUUCCCCAGCGACUAAAGCUCUUCAGCACAGUUCCUCAUGGAAGCCGCAGAACCACGCCCAGUGCCUCCUUAAUAAUAACAAUAACAAUAAUAAUAAUAAUAAUACAGAUAGAGUAUAACUGGAAUAAAGCCACGAGACCGUAGAGCUGGAAUCGACUCGCUUGCCUGAGAAGCAUCUCAGAAACGAUCAAACAAUGACACGGUGCUUACACUUAGAAAACAGCAAUUAUGCAAGAAAAAAGUCAUAUCAUUUGGAAAAAGAUGUCAUAAAUAUCACGAGAAUACAGUCAGAGUACAGUAAUCCCUCCAGUUCCGGACCUGACCGUGAUAAAUGGAAUAUUUUCACAGUCAGGGCAUAGAAAGAAGUUGUUUUAACAUGAUUAGCCCUGUAGACAUGAAACAGCACCCCUGUAGUCACCUUGACACUCCUAUUACCCAACAUUGGAGACAUAAUAAGAGAAAAUAAGCCAUUUUAGGCAUAAAUAAGACUCUCGCUCGUGUGUGUUCCGAUGCUACGCGGAGCCGAGUGAGGGGCGAACAGGAAGUCUAGUCGGGGGUUGAGAGCUGAGUUUUAGCUUGGUGAUGAGGAUUAUUGUGCCUGUUGUGAGACCUUUCACACCUGCCAUAAAAGCCUGUUGUCUUGUUCCGCCAAUCAAGUGUGUCGCUUGUGCGCCUCACUGAACUCAGUAACAUUCUUGACGCCUAGCGACCAGCGUAGAAUACCAUAAAUUAGCUUUCUGAAUGCGUCUUCUGAAGCCAUUUUUAUGCUUGAAAAUGCUCAAUUCAGGCCAAAAAUAUAUGAAAUUUGCUUAAAUGAGCUGUUUGCCUGAUAAAAGGCAGGAUUCAACCAUGAAACAGCAUGAAUUCUUUUUGAAAAACCUGUGAUAAAAGUCAAGGCGUGAAAUUGGAAGCGUGAAGUGGUGAGGGAUUACUGUAUUACGAGACCGUGUUAUCGUCAGGGAAAAGUUUCACAGGAAAAAAAGUCUUCAUUUGACAAACAAUGUCAGAAUGUUACAUUUAAAAAAAGAAUAUAUUGACAGUAAAGUUGUCAUUUUACAAGAAAAUGUUGUCAUUUCAUGAAUAAAGUGCAUUCCAAAUAUUUGGGCCCAUUCUUGUGGCCAGCCCGAAUGUUUUGAGCAUGCUAAAAGCUUUCAAAGUGGAAAAAUUUAAAAAAAGUAUUCUAACUGCGCUCUGACUGCAUUCUAAAUAUUCUUCCAGUAUUCCAACAUUAUUCCCAACAUUCUAAUCACAUUCGGGGGAAAAAACCAGCCAGCUGCUGCUGAAACGUCGCCUUAUUCAUACCACGUCAUGCCGCCAAGGAAAAAAGGAGCCAAGUUAAUUCCACAAGCAGCCGCCUGCGUGGACAGCGCGGAGGUGCUGAGACCCAAGAAGCCCACUGAAACGUCACUCUCCAUUGACGCAUCGCCAGUUCAGAUCACGUCAUGCCGCCAAGGAAAAAAGGAGCCAUGCUUACUUUGAAAGCUUAGUUUUGAAACUUUUUCACUCGGGCCGGUUGUGCUUGAUUGGUGCUGAUUGGUGCUUAGCGGGACCGCCGUUUAGAGAGAGAACAGCUGCUGGCCGAGCACUUUUGCGUUUAGGUUCUUGUAUUCUUGAAACAUGACACCUUUAGUCUCUUCAUAAUAAUAUGACUUUUUUCCUGUAACAUUACUUUUUCAUUCCCGUGAUAUUUUUUCUUCGUAGUCCGUCUACAAUCGUCAUCCUCGUAUUUGGAAAAUCUAAAAUAGUUUUGCUAUCAUUUGCUUUGCACCCACCCAACCACAUCAAAUGUACGGAUACGCUUUGCCUUUGCACGUGCAGGUUGUCGGCAUGCUGAUCGUACAAGUUUGCAGCUCUAUUCUAGAAACCAACGCCCUUGCUUACUUAAAGGGAUAGUUGGGAUGUUUUGACAUGAGGUUGUUUGACAUCCCCAUCAGCAGUGUAGUGCAUCAAUGGUGAUUUACCCCCAAGUGAGCCCAGUUUUGGUCGGAUUUCGGUGAUGAAGAAAGUAGUUUGCACUACGUGUUCCACAGUGUUUGCCUGCGCGGAUCAAGACGUGAGCAACGCAGAGCGGUUAUGAGGUCAGAUUUUUUCGAGGAGGCAUUUUUGUGAUGCAAAUGUAUGACUCUUCUGAGAUGACCCAGCAACUAAGCGGAACUACGUUCCUCGUCACGGAUCUCCAACCAGAACCGGACUCACGGGACCAAUUGGGGGGGUCAGUCACUGUUGAUGCACUACACUGCUGAUGGGGAUGUCAUACAACUUCAUGUCAAAACAUCCAACCAUCCCUUUAAGGGCUUUUUCAUAGCAGUGCGACCGCAGACACGUUUUGGAGCCGACAGCUGAUCAAGCUGAUGUAGCUUGUAGCACUUCCGCAGGCAGAGAUACACUACGUGCCUUUUGCAGAUCCAUGUGACAAACCAAAGAGGCCCUUCUUUGCCUUCAGUUACUUCUUUGCCUUCAGUGCGGAUCAUUUUGGACUAAUUGUGCAGAAAUGUUCAACUGCAGCCCAUCAAGCAAAAUACCUCGCAUUGACCACGAACACGCAAUCCUCCUCGCUUGUGUGUGUGCGUGUGAGAGCGCGCACGCUCUGCCACGGACACGACUGAAUGAAAAGCAGCACUUUGGGUGAUUUUAUCAUGGAAAAAAAAGGAGCAUUUUGCGUAUCUGCGGUUUCAUCCACAACCUUUUGUUUGUGUUGUUGCCUACUUGAGCUUCAACUGCCUUUCCUACUCGAGUGCAAAACAAAGAAAUCCCUCCAUAAUGCCAAGGGGUCCGUCUAUCAAGAUAUUUUGGAUACUUUGUGUACAAAAAACAAAACAAAUAGUGUUGUAUUUUCUAUGUAACAGAACAUUUCAAUACAGUGACAUGUCACUAAUAUAUUUAUUUACUAAUAUAUUUAUCCAUUUGGUUCAGGUUUGAAUGGGUGCUUGUGUUCUUCUGUAUGGAAACUAACCAGUGCCAUCACAAAUGUAUCAACCUGUCUUCAUUCCAAUUAUAUGCAAAUAAAUUAUUUUGAAAUAAA
Messenger RNA from Dunckerocampus dactyliophorus (ringed pipefish), 23022 nucleotides. RefSeq names its product E3 ubiquitin-protein ligase RNF43. The record is from RefSeq and is a predicted model, not a curated record. The coding region runs from base 14633 to 16870 and encodes 745 amino acids. Gene Ontology annotation, molecular function: frizzled binding; ubiquitin protein ligase activity. The transcript has 9 exons. NCBI's taxonomy places the organism in Eukaryota, Metazoa, Chordata, Actinopteri, Syngnathiformes, Syngnathidae. Gene Ontology annotation, biological process: Wnt receptor catabolic process; ubiquitin-dependent protein catabolic process.